AUGUCUACCAACGCUCUCGAUCCAUCUGCCUUGAUUUCCUUGCUUCCAACUUUACUUCCUCAGUCAAGCAAAACAUUGAGCUCCCCACACGAUGCUCUGGCUGCACUCGUUCAUACAGCUUUCUCUAUCCUCGGCUUCCGCUUGCUGGCUCUAGAUGACUCCUCUCCAGCCGCUAAUUUCCCCGGAAAUGUCCUUCCAUCUGACUGGAACACUCAUGGGCUCGUGGACCGCACCCUCAGAUACAAACACGAUCAAAGUAGUCUAGAGUUUGUCAUUAAAGUGAUUAAACUUGGUCAGCGCUCUCUCAUCAAUGCUAUUGCUGUGGAGAGCGACAAAUCUGCGUUACUUGACAUUUGCACCAACGAUUUUAUUUCGCCGUCAUUCUACCCGCAUAACCUCUUGGAGCCUGAUGCACAACCACUCGUACAUGGCUUCAUCUCGUCAAAUCGGAUCGCCGACCUCAUGUCACAAUUCAAAUUGAAGAUAGUGCAAAGGUUAAUUCCAGGUCUGCGAAAAGAUGGUUACACUGAGGAAGCUGAGGAUUCGUCGUCCAACUCCACCAAUGCCAAUCCACCCCGUCAGGACAGCACUUCUGCCCGCGUUCCACCUCCGGCACCUGAUUAUCCAGAUGACCGUCCUUACCGUCUCCCGCCACAGUUCCCUCGUAACCCUCUCGAAAUCGGUCGACGAGACCUUGAUCCAUUUCCAAGCAACCCAUUUGCUCCCCCGUCUUUAUUCCCUCCACACGGUGGGGAUGGGAUGUUUGUGGGCCCCGAACAUCCUAUAUUUGGUUUUGGAGACCGCGAACAUGAGCGUCGGGGGCCAUGGAGUGGCGAUGGGUUUCUCCCUCCGAUGGGUGCUCCCCCUGGUGCACGCUUUGAUCCCAUAGUCCCAGGACCAGGACCAGGAAGGGGUGGACCCCUAUUCCCGCGCAGAGGCGGACCAGGUAGAGGUUUUGGGGCAAACCAAUCUGGGGAACCAGACAACGAUGAAUUCAUGCCUCCUGGAGCGGGAGACAUGUUUAUGUAA
Serpula lacrymans var. lacrymans S7.9 is the source of this 1029-nucleotide messenger RNA. RefSeq lists its product as uncharacterized. The record is from RefSeq and is a predicted model, not a curated record. Gene Ontology annotation, biological process: proteasome-mediated ubiquitin-dependent protein catabolic process. Gene Ontology annotation, molecular function: proteasome binding; endopeptidase inhibitor activity. The transcript is spliced from 3 exons. NCBI's taxonomy places the organism in Eukaryota, Fungi, Basidiomycota, Agaricomycetes, Boletales, Serpulaceae. Bases 1 to 1029 code for a protein of 342 amino acids.